UUAAUUUUUCUUUAUGUUUAAGCUUUCAGGCAAAUUUUAUGCUCAUUUUUGCCCCCACAAUUCACAGGCCACACAGCUCUUGGGUCAGCCUCACACGCCUUCACUUUUUUUCGUACCUUCUGUCCCCUGCUUCAUUCAACAACAACAACUUGUUCUGCACUCCCUCUACCAUUUUUCAUUUUUCUCUCCUUUUUAACGUAACUUUCCUUUAAAUUACUACUCCUUUAAUAACUUUCCCAACCAUAGCUAUUCAAUCCAUAAAUUCACUCUGUAUUCUCUCUCUCUCUCUCCCUUUCCCUUAACCUUCUUUAUUCUCUUCCACCUCCCCGUGUCCCAAAGAAUAUCUCUCUCUCUUCCUUUUUCCCUUUUCCAUCUCUAUUUCACCCUUUCACUGCCUCACUCACUCCACCGUUUCGCCUUCGCCUUUCAACGUCAAUGCUAUCCCCAACCCCAAGAAUCUAAUACACCGACAUGACACCGGCACCCACCAACCACACUCACCACCUCGAACACACCCAACUCUUCAUACCCGCAGAACAACACCCCCCAAUCAAACACCCAUACCCACGACUCGUGAGGAUAACUGUCACUGACACCGAUGCCACCGACUCCUCCAGCGACGAAGAACAACCCUUCCGCACUCUCACGCGCCACCGACACAAGAAGUUUGUCAACGAGAUUUCCAUCGUGUCCUGCACCGCCGAGAACGACCGCGUCGUUUCGAAGAAGAGAAGCAGGACAAAGUCCAAGGCCAGAGCUUCAGAGUCUCGGCAAGUGCCCUCCGGCAAGAAGUUCCGAGGAGUGAGACAGAGGCCUUGGGGGAAAUGGGCCGCGGAAAUACGAGACCCUUCGCGACGCGUCCGGUUAUGGUUGGGUACCUUCGAUACUGCUGAGGAAGCUGCCAUGGUGUACGACAACGCGGCUAUUAAGCUGCGUGGACCCGACGCGCUCACCAACUUCAUAACGCCACCUGUCACGUGGCAGGACUCGUCGGAGCAUAAAGACCCGCCGGCGCCGGUUAACGGGUACAUUUCGGGGGACGAAUCUCAAAGCAAGAAUUUGUUUUCUCCCACUUCCGUGCUUCAGUGUUGUUCGUUGUCCGAGGAAGCAGAGUCCACCAAAUCGGAGUCACCGUUUUCGAUUCCAAGCGAUAUAGAAUUUGACUUCCGAGGUUGUUGGUCGGCGCCGGAUGUGUUUGACAACUUGGAUAACGUGCCGGAAAGUUUGUUGUUCUGCGAUGAUUGGCACGGUGUGUUUCUCACUUCUUGUGAGGAUUUCGGCUUCAAAAGUUGGUAUACGCGCAGAAAUCGUGACUUCUUCCAAGACAUCGACGAUUUAUUUGUCUCAGAUCCUCUUCUUGCUCUUUGACUCCAUGAAUUCGUUAUUUAACAAAUGAGACUCGUCACUGCGUUGCCCUCCAAAUCGGCAAGUUUUGUAUCGGCGGGAAAUAGCUAUUGUAAUC
Abrus precatorius (Indian licorice) is the source of this 1462-nucleotide messenger RNA. Its product is annotated as ethylene-responsive transcription factor CRF1-like. The record is from RefSeq and is a predicted model, not a curated record. NCBI's taxonomy places the organism in Eukaryota, Viridiplantae, Streptophyta, Magnoliopsida, Fabales, Fabaceae. Gene Ontology annotation, biological process: regulation of DNA-templated transcription. Gene Ontology annotation, molecular function: DNA-binding transcription factor activity; DNA binding. The transcript has 2 exons. The coding region runs from base 472 to 1368 and encodes 298 amino acids.